CCACAUACUACCAUGGGCGGAUGCCUCGCUUCGCCGCCAAGCGUGGAAGAAGCCGGGGAGGCGCCGAGGUCGCCCUGGUGCUUCGCUUUCCAGGCGCAUCGUGCAAACGGCGAGCGGCCUUACUACCUGCGCUACGACGCGCACGGUGGUGAGGCCGCCGGCUUUGGCAGGUCGCUCCGGCUAAACGGGGAGAGCGUCGCCAGCCCAUACACCAGGUUCUACUUGGAACCGUCCAGGGACAACCCCGGUCUCGUGCACAUCCGAUGCUGCUACGACAAGUACUGGGCGCCGCGGCAGCUCCCGUACGACGGCGGCUGGGUCGUCGCCGGCGCCGCAUACGAGGCGGAGGAGGAUCUGUCCGAGCCGACGUGCACGCUGUUUAGGGCCGUGCGCGUCCCUCCUCUCUCCGUCCGGCUCCUCCACGUCCAACUAGAAAUGUACGCGUGCGUGCCGUCGUGCUCUGGCCCGACGUCCAUGGCGGGGGCUGCCAUCCUGUCCACGCUUAACGGAGACGAAGGCGAUGUCAUCACCACCUUCACCGCUCAUGACCUGUCGCAGCAGUUUGUGCUGCCCAGGCACCUCGCUUUCAGAGGCGACAACGGCAUGUACCUCCGCACUAGGACCUUUGAGCGCCACGCGUACCUGCAGUUCUCAGGGCGCGCCGUCGGAGACGAAGCUGUGGCCAACACCGUCGGCACCAACGACGACGGGACCUUCCGUGUGAUAUCGAACAACGUAGCCAAGUUCUGGAGGCGCAGCCCGAACUGGAUCUGGGCCGACUGCUCCGCCGACGACGCCACGGCGGACGGCGGCGGCGACACCCUGUUCAGGGCGAUCAGAUUGCCAUCCGGAGAAGGUGCCGGCCUCUUCGCGCUCCAGAACCUGGGCAAUGGCUACUUCUGCAAGAGGUUGACCACCGAGGGCAAGAGGAGCUGCCUCAAUGCCGGGACGCCCACCAUCACGGCUGAUGCAAAGGCUGCAACUUGAAGAGCCCGUCGUCUCCCGUGAAAUUUACGACGUCGUGUACGACCUCUCCCAGCCAAGAAUAUACGGCAGAAGCGUCGUCCCCAUGGCCACCGCCUCCGGACUCAACGGCUCCACGUCGAACAACGCCGCCAAGCUUACCCUGGAGUUCAAGGACACGGAGAAGACGACCUGGGGUUCCAGUGUCACGAUGAAGCUUGGUGUCGCAGCCACCACGAUUUGCGCCGGGGUACCGGUGAUUGUAGGAGACGGGACCGUUGAGGUUUCCGAUGAAUUCAGCGGAUUGUACAGCUGGGGAUCGCCGGCCGAGAAGGAGACGACACAGAAGGUCGCCUACGAGGUCACCGUGCCUCCCAAGACGAGGGUGACGGUGACCUCGACGGCGACGAGGGCGUCCUGCGACGUCCCCUUCUCCCACACGCAGAGGGACACCCUGGUUGACGGGCGGCAAGUCACGUACGACAUGGACGAUGGCCUCUACAGUGGUGUCAACUACUACGACUUCAAGUACGUGACAAGCGAAGAAAACAUAUGCAAUGACGAAAACUAGAAGAGUUGCCCAACAAAAAACUGAUGUCCUAGAAUACGUAAUUCGCAGGAUUACUGUUUUAUCGUUGUCGUGGUAAUUUGUAACCUCGAACUGUCGGGGAUGAUAUAAAAUUAUAAAUGGAUAUGGUUUUUACA
This is a messenger RNA of Panicum virgatum (switchgrass), 1668 nucleotides long. RefSeq lists its product as uncharacterized. NCBI's taxonomy places the organism in Eukaryota, Viridiplantae, Streptophyta, Magnoliopsida, Poales, Poaceae. Bases 13 to 987 code for a protein of 324 amino acids. The transcript has 2 exons. The record is from RefSeq and is a predicted model, not a curated record.